Messenger RNA from Photinus pyralis (common eastern firefly), 642 nucleotides. RefSeq lists its product as uncharacterized. The transcript has 3 exons. Gene Ontology annotation, biological process: regulation of synaptic transmission, cholinergic; sleep; positive regulation of voltage-gated potassium channel activity. The coding region runs from base 108 to 476 and encodes 122 amino acids. The record is from RefSeq and is a predicted model, not a curated record. NCBI's taxonomy places the organism in Eukaryota, Metazoa, Arthropoda, Insecta, Coleoptera, Lampyridae.
GCGCAACAUUGACGAAAAUUUCCCACUCACACGCAAUCUGUAGAUAAACACAUGAUAAGGUGUCUCAUAUUUUUCACCUGCGCCAGUCUACAAUUAAAGGUACGAAUAUGUUCGUCUACUCCUGCGUAGCACUUCUCGCCUUAGUGCAAUUAGGAUCAAGCCUGAGGUGCUAUGACUGCAGUGGAAACUCGACGACAGACCCUUGCGCCACGCCGUCAAAGCACAAGCAAUUCAAUGUAGAAUGUGCCCCAGAAAAAACUGCAUGCAUUUUUGAAAACAUUACCAUUAGUACUGAACCGCCCAAGUUCAUCCGGUCAUGCGGUACUGCAAAAUCCUGUGUCGACAUGCCGAAAGAGAGUAAUGUCACUUGUAUAACGUGCCAAACCGACCUUUGUAAUUCAGCUAGUAUUUUAUUCCCAUCUUUAGUAAGUGGAUCUAUCCUUAUCUUCGUAGUAAAGAGCUUGUUUAAUUUUUGAACUUUUCUGUAUUAAGUAUAUUAAGAUAGGUUAUCACUACUAUAGUAAUGUGCAAUUUCACGAUUUAUUGAAACUGGGUAUGCUUAGUCAUCUGUAAGAUACACCGUGCUAUGUGUUUUUGAUUUUUGUAACUUGAAUAAAGAAUAGUAUAAGGUUUUUAUAUUAA